UCCUCACAGCCCUGCUGAGCCAUCUGUCCCCUCUGCAGGUAAAAAGGGUGCUGAGGCCAAGAAAACCCAGCCCAGCCCUGGGGACAAAGCCAACCAGAAGACCCUCAGUGCUGGACCCCAGAGCGCUUCAGCAACCAAGGAUAAGGCAUCUGACAAACCCCAGAUGGCAGCCGUUUCCUGCGCCACUGCUCCUGCGCCACAGCGACUGACCAUCCUCACCAGGACGGGGAGAAAGGAGAAAAAGAGGAAGUGUUGGAGCUGUGUGCUGCCUGAGGAAUUGCUGGUGGAAAUCAUCUCUGAACGGCUGCGGCUGAGUGACUGCUACAAGGGAGUGGUGUUUGAUGGCCUGGAGACCCUCUUUGCAAGCAGCCUGGCAUCUUCUCUCCUGUGCGUGCUCAAAGCUGUCAGCAAUUGCCCUCAUAUCCACGUUGUGAACAUCUUCCAGGAUUCUGAGUUUUGGAAAGGCAGGCAGAUAGCUGCAAGAGAGAAGAGGGCAGCUAAAAAAGAGUGGAAAGCAUGGGAGAAGGAAGAAGCUGCCCGGAGAGAGGAAGAACGUCUCUGGGAUGUGGAUGUGGACGAGUAUGAAGCCCUCUCUGAGAAGCAGAAAGCUCUGCUUGAUUACAAAAUAGAACAAAUCAAGCAUGAGCAGAAGGAGAGCCGUGAGCCCUCUGGCUUAGACAUGGCCUGCGGGGAGCUGGGCUCUGGGCUUGCCUUGCCACUGCCCAUGGAAGUGUCUCGAA
Molecule: messenger RNA, 740 nt
Organism: Pipra filicauda (Wire-tailed manakin)
Lineage: Eukaryota; Metazoa; Chordata; Aves; Passeriformes; Pipridae
Product: hydrocephalus-inducing protein homolog
Exons: 5
Biological process (GO): axonemal central apparatus assembly; cilium movement
Cellular component (GO): axoneme
Source: RefSeq, a predicted model, not a curated record